This is a messenger RNA of Fulmarus glacialis (Northern fulmar), 1146 nucleotides long. It is a transcript of the gene S1PR3, whose product is annotated as sphingosine-1-phosphate receptor 3. Gene Ontology annotation, molecular function: sphingosine-1-phosphate receptor activity. The record is from RefSeq and is a predicted model, not a curated record. Gene Ontology annotation, cellular component: membrane. Gene Ontology annotation, biological process: G protein-coupled receptor signaling pathway. NCBI's taxonomy places the organism in Eukaryota, Metazoa, Chordata, Aves, Procellariiformes, Procellariidae. Bases 1 to 1146 code for a protein of 381 amino acids. The transcript has a single exon.
AUGAUGGCAGCAGUUACCGUGCCACCUGAUGCUCUUGUCGGCCCUCAAGGAAAUGAAGAGAUGGACUCUCUGAUCGUACUGCAUUAUAAUCACACAGGAAAGCUUAUUUUAAGGGAAAAGGCAACUGAUAACAUAGACCUGCCCACUAUUGCAUUUCUGAUUCUAUGUAGUUUCAUAGUCCUGGAAAACUUGAUGGUGUUGAUUGCCAUAUGGAAAAACAAUAAAUUUCACAACCGCAUGUACUUUUUUAUUGGCAAUCUAGCUCUCUGUGAUCUUUUAGCCGGGAUUGUUUACAAAGUGAACAUUCUUAUGUCUGGGAAGAAAACUCUCAGCUUGUCCUCCACAAUCUGGUUCAUUAGGGAAGGCAGUAUGUUUGUUGCCCUGGGAGCCUCCACUUUCAGCUUACUAGCGAUAGCUAUUGAGCGGCAUUUGACCAUGAUUAAAAUGAGGCCUUACGAUGCGAAUAAAAAAUACAGGGUGUUCCUUCUCAUCGGUACAUGCUGGCUUAUUUCAAUUUCCUUGGGUGCCUUACCCAUCCUCGGCUGGAACUGUAUAAACAACUUAGCAGAUUGCUCAACAAUUUUGCCUCUAUACUCCAAGAAGUAUGUUGUGUUCUGCAUUAGUAUCUUCAUAGCCAUUUUGGUUGCCAUUGUCAUCCUUUAUGCCCGUAUCUACAUCCUGGUAAAGUCCAGCAGUCGUAAUGUCACUAACCACAAUAAUUCGGAGCGGUCCAUGGCGCUCCUUAGGACUGUUGUGAUUGUUGUUAGUGUCUUCAUUGCCUGUUGGUCUCCUCUGUUCAUUCUAUUCCUCAUCGACGUGGCCUGCAGAGUCAAGGAGUGCUCCAUCUUGUACAAAGCCAACUGGUUUAUUGCUCUGGCGGUCAUCAACUCUGCAAUGAACCCCAUCAUCUACACUCUGGCCAGUAAGGAAAUGCGUCGGGCUUUCUUUCGCCUUGUUUGUGGCUGCCUGGUGAAAUCCAAGGUGGCCAGAUCUUUGCCUAUUCAGCCCACGCCAGAUCACAGUCGAAGUAAAUCCAGCAGCAGCAAUACCCAGAAGCCAAAGGAAGAUUUCCCACCGAUGAAUGUGCCCUCAUGUAUCGCUGAGAAAAAUGAAUCUUCAUUUCACAACGGAAACUUCUGUAAGUAA